Molecule: messenger RNA, 3230 nt
Organism: Pygocentrus nattereri (red-bellied piranha)
Lineage: Eukaryota; Metazoa; Chordata; Actinopteri; Characiformes; Serrasalmidae
Product: transient receptor potential channel pyrexia
Exons: 21
Coding region: 397-2829 (810 amino acids)
Biological process (GO): calcium ion import across plasma membrane
Cellular component (GO): membrane
Molecular function (GO): protein binding; calcium channel activity
Source: RefSeq, a predicted model, not a curated record
AUACAUCAGCAGAUAAGGUGUCAUUUACAUUCCUUCAACCUUUCGCAGAGCUUAGGGAAGAUCACCCUGUAACCUUUGCUCUAUUAAGCACUAUAAGAUGAAUGUUGUGUCAUUACAUCAGCAUUUAUGAGUUAAAGGGAGUUGGACUGUUGUGUAAUGAGCACAUGUACUUGUCUUUACGACUCACUGGGCAGGGGGAGCUGAGGAACGGACCAAGUGGAAACAAACAUGAGCAGAGUUAGAAGACCCUUUAAGAGCGCUCUGAAGUUCACACCUGUUAGCAAACGAUACAGAGACAUUGUAUCUUGGAGGCCUCAGCUUUCAGUCCGUGGGUGUGGGAAGGUAUUGUACACAGGGAACCAGUGAAUCAUACUUACCAGUGCAUCAGGAGUGAGCAUGAAGAGAUUGACCCGCAUCAGCUCCAGCGGCAUUGAUAACCCCAGCCUGGAGCUCAGUGGUGCAGCGCUCAGUCCGGCCAGUGGUUCCUCUGCCUCUGUAAGGUCGGCCUCCGUGGUGCAGUCUGUUAGCCAGUGGGCAGCUUAUGCUCGGGGCCGCUGGAAACGGGCUGCCCGAAAAUGUGUGAGGAAGAAACCGUCAGACCAACCUAUAGGAAGCAAGUACAAGGGUCUUGCCUGGGAUGAAGAUGCUGUAGAUGGAGGUGAUAAAGAGCAAAAUCUGAACAAGUGCCUGUUGGAUCACUUCAGAGUCCUGGGUGCCAGCAACAAGGACUCAGAUGAGGUGGACCUGCAGUACCUGAACAGUAUCCUCACAGAGGGAGCUGACCCCAACUCCACAGACAAAUAUGGACAGACUGCCCUGCAUGAGAUCUCUCGGGCCUGGAAUGUAGAUGUGAUGAGGUUCUUCCUGGAGCGAGGAGCAGAUAUCCUGAGGGCUGAUGCGUUUGGGGUCACAGCCCUGCAUGUGGCUGCGGCCUUGGACUACGAAGAUAUGACUUGUUUUCUUCUAGAAAGAGGAGCUGACAUUGAGGCACAAACUCACAAAGACUUUCAAACACCUCUACACUUUGCUGCUAAGAAUGAUGCCAUUGGAGCAAUUCAGAUUCUAUUGCGGAGUGGAGCAGACAUUGCUGCACAUGACUACAAACAGAGGACUCCUCUACAACUGGCUGCCAAUCUGGACCGCAGUGAAGCGGCACGCACGCUGUUGGAGUUGGGGGCGGAUGCUGGUGUGCGAGAUGCUGAUGGACAGUUGUGCAUUACAGCCAUGAUUGGCAAGAUGACAUCAGUGGCCAAUCUGGCACUGAAUCAGUUCCACGUGAAGGACCAAAAGACCCGACAGCAGUUCUUCUACCUUCAGCUGCUGGAGCCAGAUCCCACAUGCAAGACUGACUCAAAAGGGAGGGUCUGCAGAGAGCCGACAUCACCGCUGGAGUUCAUCAUCCAUCAAGGAAAGCUGGAUCUCAUUAUGCAUCCUGUAGUGAUGAAGCUCAUCACAGUCAAAUGGAACCUGUAUGCCAGACUGGGUGCCUGGAUUCUGCUGUUGCUCAACUUUUUAUUUAUUGUUUCCUGGACAAUAGUGGCCAUAUCUGUCUCUGUAUCACGAGAGGAGGGUGAGCGCUAUGUUUUCCCUCAGGACUGGUGGCGUGUGCUUGUGGUGGUGUUGGCGUUAGGGCUGACUGUGUUGGAGGUGUACAGAGAGGUGAUGGAGAUGCUGCACUCUGGCCGAAAGCUGCAGGACUGGCAGCAGUGGAGUGAACGGAGACUCAGAGAAGACCUGGCCCGAGCGCACCCCAUGUGGCCUGAGGAACGUCUUUACUUAGAGGGGCAAAUCAAGCUCAUCUGCAAUUUGAAGGGGAGCUACUCACAAGACCCCUGGAAUAUAUUUGAUUGGCUUGUGUACAUAUUGCUGAUGUCAGUUUUGGGGGUCCACCUGGCCGACAUCUACCUGGUGUCCCACACACUCCGAACAUACAGCCUCCGCAUCUUCGCUGUGGCCAUCAUUUUCCUCUGGCUGAGGCUGAUGAAGCAUGUCCGAGCUUUUAGGGCUAUGGGUCCCUUUAUUGUCAUGCUGGGGAAGAUUGUGGGUGAUGUGCUGCGCUUCUUCUUCUUAUAUGCUGAGAUCUACAUCCCAUACGCCUGUGCUUUCUGGAUUAUAUUUGGAGGCCUAGCUGAUGUUCCCAGUAUGCAGACAGUGCCUCAGCUGCUCUACAGUCUGUACCGGAUAACCCUGGUGGAUGAAUAUGAGUUUGAUGCCAUGGUGGCUGUGGACUCCAUCAUGGCUCACUUGCUCUGUGGGACAUUCCUGGCCCUGUCUGCUGUCCUGUGUGUCAACCUGAUGAUUGCCCUGCUGUCUGACACCUUCCAGAGAGUGUAUGACAACGCACUGGCCAAUGCAGUGAUGCAACAGGCGUCCAUCAUCCUGCAGGUAGAGGAAUCCAUGCCUCAUCUGCGUCGCUUCUACGACAACCGGUUCAUCCACCGCUGCUGUGCCCCUCUAGAGGAAUUUUAUGACGAUAACAUCGCAACUGAUCCAGAUCAGCAUGAAGAGAUGAAGAAGCUCUCAGCAGGGAUCAAGGAUACUCUGGAUGAAUAUCUAGACAUCCAAAAACAGACAAAACCACCCAGACGGGCCCCCGCAGAUGAUAGUAAGAUAAGUCCCAGAAAGAAAAGCUCCACGUCUCCAGUGCAAAGAGAAGAUCUUACCACUCUGACAAAACUUGAAAACACCCAGCAGCAACAGUGUCAGGAUCUGCAAGACUUACGAGAAGAUGUAAAGAAACUACAGGCACUGCUGCUCCAACUGAUUCAGUCAAAGCCUUCAAUGUCAGCCGAUGCUGUUCCUCAUACAUCUUCUGUGACUACUGGGUAGGCUGAAACGGCCAAAUGGCACGAUAUUUUGGACUAUGGACCAUAAGAAGACUUCCUGAAUCAGAGCCAAUGUGUGUGGAAACUACACAACAAACUCUGUAAUGACAUGAGGACAAUGGUGUAAUAUUGAUCAGAGCUCUGCUGAAAACCAGUACAGAUGGGGGGGCAUUUUGCAUUAAAGGUCCCAUAUCAUGGAAAACUGAUUUUAUCUUUUUUUAAUAAAUGAGUUUAACGCAGUAUGUAAACAUUGCAAGUUUAAAAAUAUACUGGUCCACAUUCCAUACAUGUCAACAUAUAGAAAGUCAGCUGCAAAAACAGUCAGCUUUGAAUUUGUUUUGUGAUGUCACAGAAAUCGACACAUUUAUAUUCACCAGUGGUGGACAGUAACUAAGUAAAUGUAAU